Molecule: messenger RNA, 1479 nt
Organism: Prorocentrum cordatum
Lineage: Eukaryota; Dinophyceae; Prorocentrales; Prorocentraceae
Source: the annotation of a GenBank genome assembly
AUGGAGGUGCCCCGCGUGCACAGCCGGCGCUCGGGCACUCCGUCCACGGGAGGCCGCACGCCCCGGCCGGAGGCGCCCGAGGCGGAGCUCGCGGCCGACGGCGACAGCGGCGAUGGCAAGGCGCGCGGGUGGCGCAGCGCCCACACCCAGGUGGUGAUCGUGGGCUUCCUUGCGUUCUGCGGCCCAGGCCUUUUCAACGCUCUCACGGGCCUCGGCGGUGCUGGGUCCAGCGACCCGACGGUCGCGGCCAUCGCGAACGGCUGCCUCUACUGCACCUUCGCGGCGAGCAGCUAUUUUGCGGGCGCGGCCUUCAACCUGCUGGGCCCCGUGCCGCUGUUCGUCGUCGGCGGCCUCACGUACGCCGCCUACGCCGCGUGCGUGUACUUCUCCGCGCAGCACGGGUUCCUCGCCGCUGUCGGCGGCGUGCUGCUCGGCGUGGGCGCGGGGCUGUUCUGGACGGCGCAGGGGGCCCUGAUGAUGGCCUACGCCACGCCGCAGUCGCGCGGGCGCCUCAUCGGACUCUUCUGGAUCAUCUUCAACCUGGGCGGCGUUGCGGGGGGGCUGCUCGAAUUCGGGCUGAACUACAGCAACGAGGCCGGGAGCGCCAGCGCCGCCUCGUACUUCUCGUUCAUCGCCGCCAUGCUGGCGGGGGCGCUUCUGUCGCCGUUCCUGCUGGCGCGUCCCUCUCAGGUGGUCCGUGAGGAUGGGAGUUCGGUGGCUUUCGAGCAGGCCCGGUCGCCAAAGGAGGAGCUGAUCGCGGCCGUGGAGGCCUUCAGUGAUCCAUUCGUGAGGCGCAACUUGCUGUUCUGGUUCGCCUCCAACUGGUUCUACACCUACGACUUCAACGGCUUCAAUGGCACGCAGUUCAACGUGCGCACGCGGGGGCUCAACUCGGCGGUGUUCUGGGCGGCGCAAAUGCUGGCCGCGUGGGCCUUUGGCACGGUGCUGGACGGCCCGCAGACGCCAGCCAAGAGGGCCGUUUGGGGCAUGACGCUCGUCGCCGCCGCGCUUGUGGUAUCACUGGUGCCGGCCAUCUGGCUGAACUACGCCAGCAGUUGCGGUGUCGGCUACGGUUUCGAUAAAGAUGCCCCAUGCUCGCUGGACUUCCUCUCCGACGCCCAGGCCAGCGCCGCGCCCAUGCUGGUGUUUGCGCUGCUGGGGGCCGCGGAUGCCAUGUACCAGAACUACGCCUACUGGCUGAUGUCCAUGGCAUCCGGUGGCGACGUCCGAAGAAUGGUCCAGUACUCGGCAGCGUACAAAGGCACGCAGUCCCUGGGGGCCGGCGUGGCGUGGCUGAGCGACCUCGGCGGCGGCUUCCCGUACCGCUCGCAGGGCGUGGUGGCGCUGACGCUGACGCUGAUGGCGUGCGCACCGGUGGUGCCCACGUUCGCCCUGCUGGAUGGUGCCGCGGGCAAGGCGGAGCGGCGCCCCGACGCGUCCUAUGGGUCGCCGACGACCGUCGGCUACUCCGAGUGCUGA